Messenger RNA from Neocloeon triangulifer, 1344 nucleotides. Its product is annotated as broad-complex core protein isoforms 1/2/3/4/5-like. The transcript has 5 exons. The record is from RefSeq and is a predicted model, not a curated record. NCBI's taxonomy places the organism in Eukaryota, Metazoa, Arthropoda, Insecta, Ephemeroptera, Baetidae. Gene Ontology annotation, cellular component: nucleus. Gene Ontology annotation, molecular function: protein binding. Gene Ontology annotation, biological process: regulation of transcription by RNA polymerase II. The coding region runs from base 157 to 834 and encodes 225 amino acids.
CACCAAUCCAGACCAGAGCAACCGACAAAUGAACAAGUCACAACAGAAACAGACAAGAACAUACGCAGAGGUCGCACUUGUCUCAGGCAAGAGGCAAGCAUCAGAGGAGACGACAAACGCGAGCGCAGAGCAAGUGAGCGCAGUUAAAUCAUAGGGAUGGAGGAUACGCAGUACGAUUACCAUUUGGAAUGGAGAAACCACUCCGAACAAAUUUCUCACUUUUUGGCUGACAUUGGACACACCAAAGAAUUUGCUGAUGUCACCCUGAGCUGCCAGGGCAAAAGUUUGGUCGCUCACAAGAUCAUUCUCUCGGCAUUCAGCCCAUACUUGAGAGAAAUUUUCAAGGGCAUCACUGCUACCAAAAAUCAAGUUGUCGUUCUACCAGAAUUGGACUAUGAUGACCUCAAGGCCAUCAUCUCCUGUAUCUACUCUGGUGAGACGACUCUACCAAAAGGCAGACUGAUGUCCUUCCUCAACACUGCUAAGCUUUUGGAUAUCAAAGGGCUUGCUUCUGGAUCCUUCUUGUGUGAAAAUGAUUCCAUUGAUCCCUCCGAUCUAAUUUUCAAUUCCAAUCUUGAGCCAGAGACUGAGAGGCCCGAGGAGAGCCCUCCUGAUGCACACCCUCGAAGUCCUCGAAGAUCAAAGAGAUUAGAAAUGCAAUCCAGCAGUGAAGUCCCAACAGAAAAGUCUAAGAAGCCUAGAAGUGAGGAAAAUUUCAUCAAAAAGCAAUACGAAAAAUUUGACAGAAGCAAAUGCACAUUUGCUGAAUAUCUUCGGAGGCGUGCAGAAAACAGUAGCAUUAUUCAUCAUGAAGAUAUACCAAAGAGUGAAUAAUCCAAUCAAGAUUAUGGGGAGAAAUGUAUGAUUCUCUCAGGCCUCUCAAGUAUAGAAUAACGCCUUCAGUUCUCCCAUUUUUCUUUAAAAAGUGCUCCUCUAACAAUAAGAGAGCCCACACUGUUCAUUAUGAUUUUGGAUUUUUUGUUUCUUGCAUUAGUACUUAAUUGUUAAUUAGAAUGACGAGUGGAUAGAGUGAGGCUACUAUGGACCGAUUACAUAAUUAAAGUGAAAACAGCUCAUUUUUUAAUCAAAGCAGAGAUAUCUGCUUCUUGAAUGUACUAGCGUUUAUUUAGUUUCAUUCAUUGCAGCAUAAAUUUCGUAAUGGUUUUGGCAAACUUAAUCUUAUUCCAAUUGACGAACAUUGAAAAAUUAGCUUUUUAAAUGUAUGACCUUCAUCAUUCUAAAUUGUUUUAUUGCUUGAACCAAAUAAGAACCUUUUAAAAAUUUUUAGAAUGCAUUAAGAUUUGUAAACCCUGGACUUUUUUAAUAAAUGAAUAUCGUAUUUUG